CUGUGCGCGGUGCGCGAUACGGUCCUAUUCCUGCAAAAUAAUAAGGUCCGUCAAACUCUUUAUAUUCUUCACAUCUUUGAUUUUUGCAUAUGUGAGUAAAGCGCUUUUUUGGAAGGCAGAACGAUUAGGACGUCUGGUGUUGCAGGCACUAUGGUAGUCUCUUUAACUGGGAAGGCGAUCAUCGCGGUGGUGAUCCUUGGAGUGGUGGGUGGUAUGAGCGUUACCAUAGCGCUGAUAGUGAUGGAUAAUAAUAAGACCCAGGAGCCCCCACCGACAACGACUGCAGCGCCAGAGAAUGAUAUCUUGUACCAAGUUGGAGUUGGGAUUGCCGAUAUGACGGGACCUUGUGUGGAAAUUAAUUUUAUGGGGUACGCCGACCUGGGACAGUCGGGCCAAGGUUUACAUUUGAGGCAGUUCGCGAGGACCUUCAUCUUUGUGAAGGGGAAUACCAGGCUCGUACUGGUCACUGCAGAAGUCCAGGCUGUUGGUAUUGCUGUUAGGCGGGAGGUAGUUCGCAACCUACAAGUCUUGUACGGCGACAUUUAUACCCUUCGCAACGUGAUCAUCACGGGCACACACACGCACAGCGCCCCGGGAGGACAUCUGGUCGACUUUCUGCUGGACAUCAGCAUCCUCGGCUUCUCUAGAGAGACUUUUGACGCGUACGUCGAUGGCAUCACUAGAAGUAUAAGGCGUGCCCACGCGAACAUAGGACCAGCGCGGCUUUACUUCAGCCAGAGCAAGGUCCACAACGCACAUAUGAACAGAUCCCCCUUCUCCUACGAAAGCAAUCCCCAGGAAGAGAAAGAGAAAUACUUGCGGAACGUGGACGACUUGCUGAGCCAGAUCCGUAUAAACCGACCGGAUGGGUCGCUGGCCGGCGUGAUGAACUGGUUCGCAGUGCACACCACCAGCAUGAACAUGACUAACUUGCUGAUCUCCUCCGACAACCUCGGAUAUUCCGCGCUGCGGAUGGAGGCUGAGCUUAACCCUGGAGCAUUGCCUGGAAGGCCCACCAUCGUCACUGGUUUCUUCUCCUCGAACCUGGGCGACGUGUCCCCCAACACUCGCGGCGCCCGCUGUGAGUUCAGCGGCGCCGAGUGCGACAACCAGUUCCUCCUCUGUCGCGCGCAGGAGCGAUGCUUCUCUCAAGGACCAGGAGUCGACAUGUUCGACAGCACCAGGAUCAUCGGCCAUGCUGUGUUUGAAGGGGCUAUGGAUGCUUUGCACUACCAUGGCGAGGAGCUGCGUGGGGAGUUGGCAGUGGUCCAUCAGUUUGUGGACAUGCCUGCAGCGACCGCUUAUAAAUACGAUCCUGUAGCAAACACAUUUGAUGCUGAAAAGCCAGUGAACGGUUGUUUCGCUGCGAUGGGAUACAGCUUCGCGUCCGGCACUAUCGAUGGUGCAAACACGUUGAAUAUUACACAGGGUACAUUAGAAGGUAAUCCGCUGUUCGACCUGGUGGGCGGAGUGGUGGCGCCCCCUACUGACGAGGAUAUCGAGUGUCACGCGCCCAAACCCAUACUACUCGCUACUGGCAGGGCAAACUUCCCCAUCCCCUGGCACCCUCGCAUCAUCUCCGUGUCCGUGGCGUUGUUGGGCGGUGUGGCGAUAUUGGGUGUGGCAGGGGAGCCCACCACGAUGGCGGGACGUCGCAUGCAGCGCGUGGUGGCGAGCGCCAUGGAGCGCUGCGGUCUGCCGCCCAGGGUACUGGUGUCAGGGCUCACCAACGAGUACAUGCAUUAUGUCGCCACUUUUGAAGAGUAUCAGAUACAAAGGUAUGAGGCGGCGUCAACGAUCUUCGGUCCGCACACGCUGGACAUCUUGCUCAACAAGUUCGACGAGUUUAUAAACGUCGCUAUAGAUGGCGGCGAGGUCCCGCCAGGCCCGGAGCCGGCGGACAACAGAAACAGGACGUUGUCAUUGAUCCUGCCCGUGGUGGUGGACAACAGUCCCCUGGGCAGGUCGUUUGGAGACGUCUUGGAACAGCCCUCUGUCACCGUGGCCAGGGGGCAGACCGUUCGAGCUAGAUUUGUGGCAGCAAAUCCUCGUAACGACCUGAAACAGGAAUCAAACCACGCUGUCGUAGAGAGGCUAGAAGCGGGACGAUGGGCCGUGUUCGCAAACGAUGCCGAUUGGAAUACUAGGUUCACCUGGACCCGAGACUCGACGCUCUUGGGCACCAGCUCAGUGACGUUCGAGUGGACCGUUCCCCUGGACACCACCAUGGCGACGUACAGGAUCGUGUACCACGGCGUCGCGCGCACCUUGUUCGGGAACUUGCGGGAAUUCAGCGGGAUCAGCAAUGCAUUUACUGUUGUCGAUAUAAAUGUUUAGCUAAUA
Manduca sexta (tobacco hornworm) is the source of this 2343-nucleotide messenger RNA. RefSeq names its product neutral ceramidase. Gene Ontology annotation, molecular function: N-acylsphingosine amidohydrolase activity. Gene Ontology annotation, biological process: sphingosine biosynthetic process; ceramide catabolic process; long-chain fatty acid biosynthetic process. Bases 151 to 2337 code for a protein of 728 amino acids. Lineage: Eukaryota; Metazoa; Arthropoda; Insecta; Lepidoptera; Sphingidae. The transcript has 15 exons. Gene Ontology annotation, cellular component: extracellular region. The record is from RefSeq and is a predicted model, not a curated record.